AAUGGAUCUCAAAUCUUCUAAAGGGUUUAUGAAGGGCUUUGCCUUUAACACCCAACCCCUCAAAACCCCUUCUCCGACCCUCUCCUUCAAUGGCGCUUCCAAACUAGGCCCAACAAAAUCCUUCAUUUCUCAAAUUCGCCCGUCGAUUUCCCCAAUUUCUCCACGUACAAUGUUGAAGCUCCUUUCCUCCUGUUCAGCGCGCCAAAUCCAUAACCACCUAGCCUCUCCGUGCCUCCGAGUGACGACCCAGUCGUCCACAAAUUCGUUGCUCAAAGCGCUCGGUUCCAUCACUGGAUUGACUCGUAGGACAUCCGGAAACCGUACCUAUUAUCAAAGGGCCUUUUUUUGCUCGGGUUCUUCCAGCGAUGGGACUGCCGAGGUGGUAGAGGUGGAGUUGAAGAGUGGAGAAUCGGGGGCUGACAGUACUGACGCUAGCAAUGCAAUCGUACCCACGAGUCCUAGGCCGGAGGAUUAUCUCACGGUGUUAGCGUUACCCUUGCCACAUAGACCUCUGUUUCCUGGUUUCUACAUGCCAAUUUAUGUCAAGGAUCCUAAAUUAUUGGCAGCUUUACAAGAAAGCAGAAAAAGGCAAGCCCCAUAUGCUGGUGCUUUUCUUCUUAAAGAUGAGCCCGGGACUGAUCCCAGCAUGGUAACUGGUUCUGAAUCAGAGAAAAACACGUAUGACCUUAAGGGAAAAGAUUUGUUUAAUCGUCUCCAUGAAGUUGGCACACUUGCCCAGAUUACAAGCAUCCAGGGAGACCAGGUCAUCCUUAUAGGUCACAGGCGACUUAAAAUAACAGAGAUGGUUAGUGAGGAUCCGCUUACUGUCAAAGUUGAUCAUCUCAAGGAAAAACCAUAUAACAAGGAUGAUGAUGUCAUAAAGGCAACAUCAUUUGAGGUUAUUUCAACCCUGAGAGAUGUUCUGAAGAUAAGUUCCCUUUGGAGAGAUCAUGUUCAAACGUAUACUCAGCAUAUAGGUGACUUCAAUUUUCCAAGGUUAGCUGAUUUUGGGGCUGCAAUAUCUGGUGCAAACAAAUUGCAGUGCCAGGAAGUGCUUGAGGAGCUGGAUGUGUACAAACGUUUGAAACUCACACUGGAGUUGGUGAAGAAAGAAGUAGAAAUCAGCAAGAUUCAGGAAUCAAUUGCAAAAGCAAUUGAAGAAAAGAUAAGUGGUGAACAGCGUCGCUAUUUGUUGAAUGAACAGCUUAAGGCCAUAAAGAAGGAACUGGGAUUGGAAACAGAUGACAAAACUGCACUCUCUGCAAAGUUUAGGGAAAGGCUCGAACCAAAUAAGGAAAAAAUUCCAGCUAAUGUUUUGCAAGUAAUAGAAGAAGAGCUUACAAAACUGCAGCUUUUAGAGGCCAGUUCAAGUGAAUUUAAUGUUACUCGUAAUUAUCUGGAUUGGUUAACUGUGUUGCCUUGGGGUAAUUAUAGUGAUGAGAAUUUUGAUGUCCUUCGGGCUCAAAAAAUUCUUGAUGAAGACCAUUAUGGAUUAAUUGAUGUUAAGGAAAGGAUAUUGGAGUUCAUUGCUGUUGGAAAACUCAGAGGAAUCUCUCAAGGAAAAAUCAUCUGUCUAUCUGGUCCACCAGGAGUGGGCAAAACUAGCAUUGGCCGUUCGAUUGCACGUGCUUUGAAUCGGAAGUUCUUUCGAUUCUCUGUAGGAGGGUUAUCUGAUGUUGCUGAAAUCAAGGGGCAUCGUCGAACCUAUAUUGGCGCAAUGCCAGGAAAGAUGGUGCAAUGUCUGAAAAAUGUAGGAACUGCUAACCCUCUUGUUCUGAUUGACGAGAUUGACAAGUUGGGAAGAGGACAUACUGGUGAUCCAGCAAGUGCUUUAUUGGAGCUUCUUGAUCCAGAGCAAAAUGCUAAUUUUCUGGACCACUACCUUGAUGUUCCAAUUGACCUAUCAAAGGUUCUAUUUGUAUGCACAGCAAAUGUUGUGGACAUGAUACCUAAUCCUCUGUUGGACAGAAUGGAGGUAAUUGCUAUUGCUGGGUAUAUUACUGAUGAGAAAAUGCACAUUGCCAGAGAUUAUUUAGAGAAGUCUACACUUGAAGCAUGUGGCAUCAAGCCUGGACAGGUUGAAUUGACAGAUGCUGCUCUUCUUGGGCUCAUAGAGAAUUACUGCCGAGAAGCAGGGGUUAGGAAUCUUCAAAAGCACAUAGAAAAGAUUUAUCGCAAGAUUGCACUGAAACUUGUGCGUCAAGGAGAAUUGAGCGAAUCUGAUGUUUCUGGAGAAACAAAAAAAGCAAAAGCAGAAUCUGUUCAAAGCUCUUCAGAAUCAGUAGAGGGUAGCAGUAAUAAACAAAAUAAUGAAACAUCUGUAGAAGCUGAGACUGUGACAAUUGAUCAGCCAUCUGAUCAAAUUCAGGGUCCUGUAGAUCAACCUGCUGAUUCAAAGGUAUCCUAUAAGUUAGCUACUGCUAGAGAUUGGAUAUCAGCACUAAGGUUGUGGCUAAGGUGGAACCUGGAAGCAACUGAAACUGAAAAAAUUGAAGAAAGUGAAGUAACUAGGGCAGUUGAGAAGGUGUUGGUUGACACAUCUAACCUAGCUGAUUUUGUUGGCAAACCUGUUUUCCAUGCUGAGCGCAUCUAUGAACAGACUCCAAUUGGAGUUGUGAUGGGUCUUGCAUGGACUGCAAUGGGUGGUUCUACAUUGUAUAUAGAGACCACUCAGGUUGAGCAAGGAGAGGGGAAAGGGGCUCUUCAACUUACUGGUCAACUUGGAGAUGUUAUGAAAGAAAGUGCCCAAAUUGCUCACACAGUUGCCAGAGCUAUAUUGGUUGGGAAAGAGCCAGAUAACCCCUUCUUUGCUAAUUCCAAGCUUCAUCUCCAUGUUCCAGCAGGGGCCACCCCCAAGGAUGGGCCUAGUGCUGGUUGCACCAUGAUCACAUCCUUGCUUUCCCUUGCCAUGAAGAAGACUGUCAGGAGAGAUCUAGCAAUGACUGGGGAAGUUACACUAAUGGGGAAAAUUCUUCCCAUUGGCGGGGUUAAGGAGAAAACAAUAGCAGCAAGGAGGAGUGAAGUGAAGACUAUCAUAUUCCCAUCAGCUAACAGAAGGGAUUUUGAUGAGCUUGCACCUAAUGUGAAAGAGGGCCUAGAUGUCCACUUUGUAGAUGACUAUAGCCAGGUAUUUGAUUUGGCCUUUGGAUAUGACCAGAAUGGGGAAAAAUAAACACACAUAGGUACUCCAUUCUCGUGAUUAUUUUUCAGGGUUCCUCCAUGAAGUGCAUUUGUUCAUUUUGGCCAUAUCCUGGAACCAAACCCAGUUUUGUACCGUGGUGAUUAUAUUUUUCAUGGGAACGGUCUCAGAACAAAAUACAUCUGAGAUUUUUCAUCUUAUGGACGGGAAAUGAUUUGCCAUUGUUUUAUUCUCAUGUUUUAGUUGAUGUAAAACAAAACCACCCAUUAAUAAUAAUUGUAAUUUAAAUUGCUGAAAGGGCUGGUUUGUAAUUUUUACGACUGAUAUUACUUGUUUUGUAAGCCAUAGUUUAACAUUAUAAAUGAAAGUUUGUUUGAAUAA
Messenger RNA from Hevea brasiliensis (rubber tree), 3520 nucleotides. RefSeq names its product lon protease homolog 1, mitochondrial. NCBI's taxonomy places the organism in Eukaryota, Viridiplantae, Streptophyta, Magnoliopsida, Malpighiales, Euphorbiaceae. Gene Ontology annotation, cellular component: mitochondrial matrix. The transcript is spliced from 20 exons. Gene Ontology annotation, molecular function: ATP binding; single-stranded DNA binding; ATP-dependent peptidase activity. Gene Ontology annotation, biological process: mitochondrion organization; protein catabolic process; chaperone-mediated protein complex assembly. The coding region runs from base 2 to 3172 and encodes 1056 amino acids. The record is from RefSeq and is a predicted model, not a curated record.